AUGCUCGUCCCAAUCUUGGCUCUUGGCAUCCUUACUGCCAUCAUCGGCAACCCGCUGACCACCACUGCUGCCUCGGCCCUCACCAUCUUUUCAAAUCUCCCUCGGCUCCUCCUUUGGCUCUGGCUGAACAUAUUAGUUCUUUCCAUUGCUAAUCAGCGCGAUCCAAGCGGUAUCCUUGAGGACUCGAUGAACAAGCCUUGGCGCCCGAUUGCCUCGGGACGAAUAUCUGCUGCAGAAGCUAAGCACCUGCUUCUUGGGGUUAUCCCGUUCACGGUGGUACUCGGGAUCAAGCUCGAUGUGGGUUACGAGACGCUGGCCUGCAUUUGUGCGAGCUCCUACUACAACGACCUGGGCGGCGCAGACGAGCACUUCCUGAUCAGGCAAUUCAUCAAUGGGCUGGCAUAUCCUGUGUACGGAGUUGCAGCCUUGAAGUUAGCGGCAGGCGCAGUCGACAUCCUCCCUGCCGCAUAUACGUGGUUAAGUUUACUGGGUUUGGUUGUGGGCACAACAAUCCAAAUUCAGGAUCUGAAGGACUAUGAGGGGGACAAGGCACGCGAAAGACAUACGUUUCCUGUAGUACUGGGGGAUGGUUUUACGAGGACUCCACAAACUCUAGGAUCGCUGCUCCACGUCUCCCAUUUUGUCGUCUGUGGCCUGCUGCUGAACCUGAAACUGGUGUUCUAUGUCUAG
Colletotrichum graminicola M1.001 is the source of this 690-nucleotide messenger RNA. Its product is annotated as UbiA prenyltransferase. Gene Ontology annotation, molecular function: transferase activity, transferring alkyl or aryl (other than methyl) groups. NCBI's taxonomy places the organism in Eukaryota, Fungi, Ascomycota, Sordariomycetes, Glomerellales, Glomerellaceae. The transcript has 2 exons. The record is from RefSeq and is a predicted model, not a curated record. Gene Ontology annotation, cellular component: membrane. Bases 1 to 690 code for a protein of 229 amino acids.